Phyllostomus discolor (pale spear-nosed bat) is the source of this 2664-nucleotide messenger RNA. It is a transcript of the gene ANKRD61, whose product is annotated as ankyrin repeat domain 61. Gene Ontology annotation, cellular component: nucleus. NCBI's taxonomy places the organism in Eukaryota, Metazoa, Chordata, Mammalia, Chiroptera, Phyllostomidae. Gene Ontology annotation, biological process: positive regulation of transcription by RNA polymerase II. The record is from RefSeq and is a predicted model, not a curated record. Gene Ontology annotation, molecular function: transcription cis-regulatory region binding; protein binding. The transcript is spliced from 4 exons.
ACAGAGGAACAGGUCAACUCCUCGGUGCGCCAAAAUCAAGUAGCAAACGUGUGUGGAUGUGGAAGGGUGUUCAACUCAGGACCAAGCGGCCCCUCAAAAGUGAAAGCUCAGAGCAGUGGCUCUCAAACUCGGCCACAUGCUCGAGCGUCCAGGGAGCUUUAAGGAAACCUUAAGCCUUCCCCACGCCAUUCCCCAAACCAGACAGAUGAAAAUCCCGGGGGCGGACCCAGGCUGUCCUUCCGAGUUUGAGGACCACGGAUGCGGAGCCUGCCUGCACACAGGUGAGCCCCAGCCCUAACCGGACACCCGCGUCACCAGGAAGCUUCUAACACCUGCUGUCCUCACCGGCAGUCAGAGACGUCUGUUUUCUUAAUGAAAACAGUUAAAGCUCCCGGACGAUUCUGUUAACUAGGGUUGGGCGUGACUAGGCCACGCUGAGCUCCUCCAGUUCAGCAACCACCCCAGGCCCCAAAUGUCCCCCCGUGAAGCUGACCCUGUACCCGGGAAGCACAGCGCCCGUGCUGGGGCAGCGGGACUUCUACACAGUCAGGGGAAAAGCUGUGUCUUCUUAUUUUAAAUGUAGCAAUUUUAACUUGUUUUAAUGUAUAAAUUCCUCUGUUUCUGCUUUGCUAGUUUUUUAUAGCUGAAUGGAAAGAGAAAGUAGGAAGAAUCUUACACAUCGGGUGAUAGUUUGGAUGUGUUUUGUCAUUAAGUGGGAAAUACCACCAGGGGAACCGCCCAGGACGGCUAUGGAUGUGGCCUGAUGCAAAGUCAUAAAUUUGCUAAAAACCUUUUUUUUUAUUGCUCAUCAGUUUUCACUAGUGUUUGUGUAUUUCACGUGUGGCCCAAGGCAACUCUCCUUCCAGUGUGGCCCAGAGACGCCGAAUGGCCGGACACCCUGUCACUGUGCGUCUCUUCGGCACCAUGUGAUACAGGAACAAAGUCUGAAAGAGUCUGGCUCUGAUAUGAAAAUGAGCUGUGUUCACGGAUAGGGUUCCCAACAAUUCUAGAACGGUUCUAGAACAGAACGGAAGGAAUCGUAAAGACACGGAAGCUGACCAAUUCUGUAACAAGUCUUCCCUGACCUCAUAAGUCUCACCCCGAAGUGCUUCUCGAUUCUCAUGGGAAACGCUGGUAAGAAAAGCAGCAGGGAGCUGGCCGCCGACGGGGCCAGGCCGCUGGACGAGGGGUCGCCCGGAGCGGCGCUGCACACCCAGCUCUACGAAGCCAUACUGAGAGAAGACUGCUCGGCCAUCCGGGCACUCCUACGCAGCCACCCCGUCGAUCGGCCCUUGACCGUUCUGGCCAGCUCCGCCAGCUCCGGAGCACCUCGGCCCCAGCUUUAAUUAAGUUAUCAGAUGCAGCCCACCGUCCCCAUCCAUCUGGCGGCGGAGCACCGCAAGGCACACAGUCUGCACUGUCUGUUGGAGCACGGCGCUGACCCGGAAGUGAGGGACGCCCGAGGCCUCACCACCCUCCACCUGAUGCUGCUGCACUGGCCGGUCGCCUCUACCGUGCGGACGGAGCCGGGGAACAGGAUCCACAGGCUCCUGGCGGACCUUCAGAAGGACGCCGUGGCAUGCCUCCGCAUCCUGUGUGAGCACGGCGCGCGCGUGAACGCUCAGGUGGACGACAGACACAAGUAUUCACCCCUCCACCUGGCCAUAAGGUAUGGGGCCCAUCCAGGUCUCGCCAUCUUAGCCCGAAACGGUGCCCAGGUCAACGUUACUGAUGAGUCCAGCAGGACGCCGCUUCACAUGGCCGCAGGUUUGCUGAACGAGGAGAUGGCGGAGACGCUCAUCGCCUGUGGAGCAGACGUCAACUGCGCGGUCCCUUCCACGGGGAACACGGCCCUGAAGCUGGCGGUGUGCACUGCGUGCAGCAAAGCGGGCCGCGUGCUGGACGCAGGGCUGAGCUGCAUCCGUCUGCUGCUGAGUCACGGGGCCGAAGUCAAUGCCCAGGACCGCAGCGGCCAAACAGCGAUCCAUGAGGCGUGCUUUGCAGGCAGCGAGGCGGUCAUCAGCCUCCUGCUGGAAUUCGGAGCCGACGUUAACAUCCUGACGGGAAACGGGGAGUCCCCCAUACACGUGUACCUCCAGCGCCGUUCCAACGUGAGAGACAAGGCGCUUCUCGCCAAGCUGCUUUACUGCUCUUACCCUCUGAGGCUGACCAAUAACCAAGGACUUCUCCCUGCGGGAAUCAUGCUCCCAGAAUUCCGCUCCUUAAGGGAAUCCCUAAUAGAGCUGUCUCGGAAACCCCUGUCCCUAGAGGACAUCUGUAGAAGAAACGUCAGAAACCUUUACGGUGAGAGGCAUAGACACCACGUGGAGUGCCUUCUCCCUGGGAAGAUGUGCAGGGCCGUGUACGCGGGCUACGACCUGGCCUGCCUCGCGAAGUAAGACCUCACAGUGUCCACGCCUCGGGCUCCAGUCCCUCCAACCCUGCCCUCUGGCGAGCCCCGGGCCCAGAGACACUUGACCCGCAGCCCUGUCCACCCCACGCGGACAAACUAUGGACUCUCGCAUCCCUUCAAACAAUAAAGACUCGCAUGUUAACUUUUUGUUCCUAACUAUUCUUUUAGAUGCGUUUUCCAUGAUUUAACUUUUGCCCCCACAGUAAGCAAGUUAAUUGAAGAUGGUCAGCCAAAGAAGUAAAUAUAUCUUC